AUGGCACCGAAAACCAGCGGAAAGGCCGCCAAGAAGUCCGGCAAGGCCCAGAAGAACAUCGCCAAGGGAGACAAGAAGAAGAGGAAGGUCCGCAGGAAGGAAUCCUAUGCUAUCUACAUCUUCAAAGUGUUGAAGCAAGUCCACCCUGAUACGGGAAUAUCUUCCAAGGCCAUGAGCAUCAUGAACAGCUUCGUCAACGAUAUCUUCGAACGUAUCGCUGCUGAAUCCUCUCGGCUGGCUCACUACAAUAAGCGCUCGACCAUCACAUCCCGCGAAAUCCAGACUGCCGUCCGUCUGCUGCUUCCGGGAGAGUUGGCCAAGCACGCCGUCUCUGAAGGAACCAAGGCUGUCACCAAGUACACCAGCUCCAAGUAA
This is a messenger RNA of Uranotaenia lowii, 375 nucleotides long. Its product is annotated as histone H2B. The coding region runs from base 1 to 375 and encodes 124 amino acids. The record is from RefSeq and is a predicted model, not a curated record. Gene Ontology annotation, cellular component: nucleosome. Gene Ontology annotation, molecular function: structural constituent of chromatin; protein heterodimerization activity; DNA binding. Lineage: Eukaryota; Metazoa; Arthropoda; Insecta; Diptera; Culicidae. The transcript has a single exon.